CACAGCCACAAACUGUCAAGUUCCGUGCACAGUGUAAUGAUUUUAGCGUCUCAGCAUUUCAUAAUUUUCUUGUUUCCACUGAAAUAACUGAAUAAGAUACACUAGUAUUUAGAUAACCUGUAUUUACUGAUAUGCCUGAACUAAAAGUAUGCCGGGUAUGCCUCAACAAAGAUGUUACAAUGUAUAAAUACGAUCGAUUCCAGUUAAAGUGUUUUUAUGAAGAAAUUAUGGCUGAAAAGAUUGACCAUCGGGACGGACUACCUCAGUGCUUCUGUUAUGAAUGUGCCACAAUGCUGUAUAAAUUCCACAAAUUUAAGGAGAAAUGCAAAAUUGGACAGAAAACCCUCAAAGAGAUCCUUAUCAAAGGAAGUCUUACUUACACAUCUGUAAAUAGAAUAGACAGAGAGAAAAAGAAUCUAAAAUCUAAUCUAGGUAUAGUCAUCGCAAAUGAAAGAGUAAAAACACAGGUAAUAAGACACCGAAGUUCAAAUUAUGAAACAAGGGUUCCGGAAAUCGAAAAAAUUGAAAUUGAUUCUCAGAGUGACUAUUCAGAUGUCCAAGAACGUAACAACUCCGAUUAUGAUAUAGAUGAAACUGCUGUAGAAGAAGUAGUUGUUGAGGACAAAAAGAAUUUAGAGCUUGUGUUCACAGAUAAUGUAAUACCAUUACUGAAUGAGCAGGAAGACAAGGUUUUCACUGAACCUUUACUAGUUGAUGAGAAAGUAGAUGAUGAACCUAUUCAACCUAUUGAAGACCCGUCCCUUAAGAUAGAAGAAGAUAAAUUCUCAUCUGACGAUGAAGUAUUAAUUAAAAUAAAAAAACCUGUCAUAGAAAAGAGAGUUACUAGAAAAAAGAAAUCAGAUUGCAUAAAAAAUGGGAAAGAAAUUAAAAAGAAAUUAUUUAAGAAGCCAAAGAAGGUAGAAGAUAUGGAAACGGAGAAAUUUAAAGCUGAAACAAAGAGAGCUAAUUAUUUGAACCCUAAAAACUGGUUAACUGUUUACCUUUCAGAAGAAGAGGCUGAGAAGAGUUUUAAGGCCAAAGCAGAAGAUCCCAAGUUCUUGAAGUCUCCUUUUAGAUGUUAUCAGUGUUAUAAAGGGUUUUCAAAACAGGAUAUGCUGGACAGACACACUAAAUUACGUCAUUCUGAGACUCUCGGACCAAUCGAAUGUAAGUUCUGUCACAUGCGUUUCAAAUGGAAGUGCUUUCUGAACAGACACAUGCCCCGACAUUACACUAUAUACAAAUGUUUGAGAUGUAAUUUAACUUGUACGAUUGAAUCAUCUGCAGUAUUCCAUGAAGAUUAUCACAAUGGUGUAAUAAGGAAAUGUAAGCAUUGUGGGGAAGAAUUUAGGCACUCGUCGACGUACUACACGCACCUGCGCACGCACCGCAGCCAGUACCUGUGCACGCUGUGCGGCGUCUCGUUCGUGAGCGAGGCCGGCCUGCAUCUGCACAAGCUGGCCAAGCACAUCGACGACAAGCCGUCCGCAGGAGGCGCGAAGCAGCAGGGCGAGGUGAACACGUACUGCGAGCGCUGCGACAUCAAGUUCGAGACGAAGGAAGCUUUUGAGGAGCAUCUUUUUCACUCAGACAUGCACUCAGUGGAGCCAGAAGCGAUGGCUGAAGACGUACCGGCGCCGGCCUGUCCCAAGGUGCUGAGGCGGAAAGGGACGAGGACGCCCCGGAAGCCGACCACUUGCAGCUACUGCGGCAAGGUGUUCCCGACGCAGGCGGCCUGCAUGAAGCACCACCACUCCGAGCAUCCCCGGACGCCGUUCUUCCCGAACGAGCCGCGCCACAUCUGCGAGAUAUGCGGCGUCUCGCUGGCUCCGGUGAGCAUCCAGUCGCACCUGAACACGCACACGCGCGAGCGCCUGUACACGUGCACCACGUGCGGCGUCGUCUUCAACUCCAAGAGCAGCUGGACGAGGCACCAGCUGACGCACACUGGCGAGAAGCCGUUCGCGUGCUCCUUGUGCGACAAACGCUUCACGCAAAGCAACAGCGUCAAGCUCCACUACAAGACUUUCCACCUCAAGGAACCGUAUCCCAAGAGAAACCGUAGGAAGAAAGGGGAAGAUGGCGCCCUCCAGGAUGACUUCAGAGCGGAGGCCGAAUCGGAAUCACUAACGCUCGACAGAUGGCGCUGACGAAAACCUGGGCCCCGGGACCGCGGCGUCUGUACCCUUACCGUCUGAAGAGCGCACUGCCACCCCACAUACACGAGCACUCAUUUACUUGCCACUUAACGAGAUCAACGCGUAUCUAUGGCAAGACUGGCGAGAAAGGGACAGAGUAUGCUCUCUGUCACUCUCUGUUUCGCUCCAUAUAAAAUAAACUCAUCGAUCUGAGAACAUUAUUCUAUAUCAACAGAUUUAAUUAUUCUAUAUUCUUUAUUUUUGUAUAAAAAUUCAUAAGUAAAAAAAUAUUGCAUUGAAGCUAUUUAAAAGACUUCAUUGUAAUCACUUAUACGAUCUAAGUAAUUUUGCAUUUAUUAUUUUUCUUGUACUAAUUUAGACAGAGACAACCAAAUUUCGUGUUUCGUUUUUCCACAGACAACUAAGAUGUUCGUCAAAAAUAUUAAUAGGUACGUUUCUUUUCACACAGAUAUAAAUAACAGUGUCUUAAUUUGUGGCUCUUUGAUUUGAGCCUUUAUCUUUACGAUAAAAUAAACUAAUUGCUCGUCUUAAACAAUUAAGAAUGUCACUAAAGAAUAAUUUAUAAUGUUGAAGCUGUUUGUCUGAACUCGCAAAUAAAACGCUACGAUAGUGGUUCUUGUAAAAGUCAAGGUAAAGGAGUGUUUAAUACAUUUUAUGGGUAAAGGUAUCUUCCAAAUGCAAUACUUCCAGAUAAAACCUCAAAAAUCCAGAUUUAAUUUUCAAGAAAGGCUCGAGACGUCAAAACUAAACGCGAACAAUCGAUAUUAACAAGAAAAGUCUACCUCUUAGACAAGGUUUAUACUGUAGAUAGCCAUAGAUUAUAGACUAAUUUACAACAUAGAUGUUAACUGCAUAGAUAAUACAAUUUAUACUAAACAGAUUACAGUACAUAGAUAAACUAUACGAGACUAUUUUAAAUACUAACAUAGAAUCUAUUUUAAAGUGCAUAGGGUUGCUAGAUACGUAUAGUUAUAGCUUAAAAUGUAGAUUAUAGCUUAAAAUGUACAAAAGUUGCAGUACUGAGAAAAGUUGACGAUCUGUUUGUUUGUAGCGUUGACGAUUUGUUGAUGGUUUACGGAGAACUAACUAUGUGUUGCAAGUUAAUAAAUGGUUCUGGAAAUUACAGGAAAUCAGAAAAAAUGUGGGAUUCCCCACAAACCUACAAUUUGUAGAUCACACAUAAAAAAAUGUCCAAAAGCAUUGCAGUACUGAGAAAGUUGACGAUCUGUUUGUUUGUAGCAUUAACGAUUUAUUGAUGGUUUGUUUAUAAUGUUGAUAGUACUUACGGAGAACUUACUAUGUGUUGCAAGUUAAUAAAUAGUUCUGGAAAUUACAGGAAAUCCAAAAAAUGUGGGAUUCCCCACAAAUCUACAAUUUGUAGAUCACACAUAAUGAAAAAUGCCUUAAAGUAUUAACACUUAAAUAAUGUUUAUGUGACGACCAGAUUAUUAUCGUUAAGAUAAAUUAACGUUAUUGAAGUUAAUUUAGUCUGUCAUCAUUCAUAGUACUCGUUGUUUGAAGAUCAGAUUAUCGUUUCAUUGUGACAGCUUAGAUACAUAACUCGUAUGUAUUAGAUAUGUACAAAUUGUUUUGUAACAAUAUUCAGUAUGCAAUAAAUGUUAAGUAAAAUUACUUAAAUCACAUUAGCUUACGUAUAUAUCUUAGCAUUUCAACUUUUGUAAGAUCUCAGCUGUGAAAAAGUCUGGUUUCAUUACUGUACCAACUCACCCUCUUUACAUUAAUGCUUCAGAUAAGAUACAGAUUUUUCCGGGUACAAGAGUUGCUUGUGUCACUCUGUUUCUUAAACUACCAGUCGCAUAGCAACCGUUACCACGGUAACGCGCUAUGCGUAUGCUUCCCUAUUGUGAAUGCGAUAGUCGCUGUAAUAUCCAUUUUAGAUAGGAUUUACGUAAUAUCGAAAAAUUAGUAUUUUUUUUUUAUUGCUUAUAUGGGUGGACGAGCUCACAGCCCACCUGUUGUUAAGUGGUUACUGGAGCCCAUAGACAUCUACAACGUAAAUGCGCCACCCACCUUGAGAUAUAAGUUGUAAGGUCUCAGUAUAGUUACAACGGCUGCCCCACCCUUCAAACCGAAACGCAUUACUGCUUCACGGCAGAAAUAGGCAGGGUGGUGGUACCUACCCGUGCGGACUCACAAGAGGUCCUACCACCAGUAAUUACGCAAAUUAUAAUUUUGCGGGUUUCAAUUUUAUUACACGAUGUUAUUCCUUCACCGUGGAAGUCAAUCGUGAACAUUUGCCGAGUACAUAUUUCAUUAGAAAAAUUGGUACCCGCCUGAGAUUCGAACACCGGCGCAUCGCUCAACACGAAUGCACCGGACGUCUUAUCCCUUAGGCCACGACGACUUCAAAAGUAUUUAUUAUUUAUGCGGAAUUUAAAACAUGUCGGAGAUCUCAGAGUGGAUGAGGGAAUGACAACUGACUUUCAAGCUAAUCUAUAAUUUUGUGAUGCAACGAACAAACACGCAUAGUACUGGUAUGUAUGAGGUUACUACAAAUGGUAGAAGGGUUAUUGUGUUGUUUUUGUUUUUUUAAACUGCAUGUCCUACUGAAAGCACAGAAGUAAACAUCCGGAUUGAGUGUUGCAAAGUUUCGAAUGGUGUUUCUUUAUGGAAUAAAGUUUAAUAGAUGCAUUUAUAA
This is a messenger RNA of Bombyx mori (domestic silkworm), 4818 nucleotides long. Its product is annotated as oocyte zinc finger protein XlCOF6. The coding region runs from base 132 to 2150 and encodes 672 amino acids. The transcript has 12 exons. The record is from RefSeq and is a predicted model, not a curated record. Gene Ontology annotation, biological process: regulation of transcription by RNA polymerase II. Gene Ontology annotation, molecular function: DNA-binding transcription factor activity, RNA polymerase II-specific; RNA polymerase II transcription regulatory region sequence-specific DNA binding; zinc ion binding. Gene Ontology annotation, cellular component: nucleus. NCBI's taxonomy places the organism in Eukaryota, Metazoa, Arthropoda, Insecta, Lepidoptera, Bombycidae.